Molecule: messenger RNA, 4615 nt
Organism: Oreochromis niloticus (Nile tilapia)
Lineage: Eukaryota; Metazoa; Chordata; Actinopteri; Cichliformes; Cichlidae
Gene: adam28
Product: ADAM metallopeptidase domain 28
Exons: 24
Coding region: 1175-3562 (795 amino acids)
Biological process (GO): proteolysis
Cellular component (GO): plasma membrane
Molecular function (GO): metalloendopeptidase activity
Source: RefSeq, a predicted model, not a curated record
ACGGACCCCUGAACUCCUGUGAACCAUAACGAGUGUGAGCUCUCUAAACAUCAGGAACUAAGACAACAUGUCAGUAGUGAUCAUGUAUGGAUUAUGACCGAGGGCUGAUUGAUUUCACACCAUGGAUUCUGUGGCGAGGUGAAUUCCAACUCAGUGCUGUCAUGAGAUGAGGUGGAGGAGGGCCAGGCAUUCGAGCAGGAAGGUGAAAGCUCAGAGGAGGAGACUAUGCCGGAGGAGGAGAGGAGUUGGAGCAGCUGACGGAGAGAUGCUGGAAAGUGGAGUCAGCAUCUAACGGCAACAACAGACAUGUGUUUGAAAUCACAAAAUAAUAAUAAUGUUGGGUCCGUGCUGUAGUGUGGAGGAAUGACACAGAAUCCAGAGACAGAAGACAGCUGGAGAAAAGAAGGAUGAAACAAAUCUUCCCAGAGAAAGUGUCCUUGUAUCCUUCCUUCUUCUAGUGACUUAGUACUGACCACAGCACAUUCAUCAUCAGAGCUUUCACAUCAGAAAGCUGAGUCAUCAGAAAACAGCCAUCUCCACUUUUUCUCCCAUAGCCCACCAUACCUAGCAGGAACAUGCAGACCAUCCAGUUGCUGGGCAAAAUGUCUAGCAACUAUCCUACAGGAGACUCUGCAGACAACAUUGUGAUGCCAGUCAGGCAUAUAGUAAAGACAUAAGAGCCCUAUGUAAUAAGUUGGAGACUUUUCCUCCAUGCAUGGAUACUGAAACGGAUACAAAGGAUACUGUAUGGAUACAAAAAUCUCUGCAUGCAAACAAAAGGAUGAUGAGACUAUCCAGGAAUUUUAUGUUUGCCUAACUGAUGUUUUCACUGUACACAAUGGCACUGACCACCCUGCAGACCUGGGCAAUGAGAUUACAGGGAAGCUGAUCUGAAAAAUGGCUUUAUCAAAGGUCUCUGGGAGGAGAUGGCGGCAAAGGUUGAGAGAAACUUUGUUUCCUGGGAAAACUACACACUAGGAAAGGUCAGGCAUCAUGGUCAUGUUGAAAAUGACCUUAAAGCCCAGCAAAUGAAGAAAAAUGAGAAAUAGAAAAGAGCUCCACAUGGCAAGCCUAACCAUUUAUCAAAACUUCUGGUGGAGGAAGAGGCCGUCCAAGCACUAGAGGAUGGAGUCGCAGGGGCAGAGAGACAGGCAUUUAGCUAAAAAUUGCCCUAAUGAGGACAAUGCUGCUGGUGAUAGCUAUGGCCAGAAAGAAUGAGGCUGGGAGGGGGUUUAAGAGAGACUCAGCUCACGUUGAAGAAAGCCAUGGUCCUGAAUUUGAGGAGGGAACGCACUAUGAGGUGGUUCGACCGGUCAGACUUCACACAAUCAGAAAAAGACACGCAGAGUACCACAGACCAGACACUCUUACGUAUGCAAUGACUGUGGGCGGACAAGACAUAGAAAUGCAACUAGAAAGAAAUAAUGAAUUACUUACCAAAGAUUACUCUGAGUCUUACUACCAAGAAGAUGGGACUCGAGUCACCACAGUACCGAAUGACAUUGAUCACUGCUUCUAUCAUGGGAGGAUUGUGAACGACAGUGAGUCAUCUGUUAGCAUCAGUACCUGUGAUGGACUCAGGGGUUACUUCAGAACGUCUGCACAAAGGUACCUGAUUGAGCCAUUAUCCAGUGACGAUGAGGGGGAUCAUGCAGUGACGACAUUUAAUGAAAAGAACUUCACGCCUGCCGUGUGUGGGGUCACUAACACCAGCUGGAGUGACGACUAUGAACCUCCAACAAGCCGCAGCCGCUCUAGAUCAGGGAGUAUUUCUAUUGUACAGCAGCAGAAAUAUCUUGAGCUCGUCCUUGUUGCUGAUAACCGUGCGUAUGUGAAGAUGAACAGGGAUCAAAAGAAGAUGAGACAGAGAAUAUUUGAGAUUGUCAACUUUGUCAACAUGGUCUACAAACCUCUGAGGACCUUUAUUGCUCUGGUGGGGUUGGAGAUAUGGUCGAAUGGUGACCUGAUCUCUGUGACCCCCCCAGCAGGGGCAAACCUGGAUGCUUUCAUGAAGUGGAGAAACUCUGAGCUGGUGACGAGGAUAAAACAUGACAAUGCACAUCUUAUAAGUGGUAUCGACUUUGAAGGAGCAACUGUGGGUCUUGCUUUCAUCGGGACUCUCUGUUCUGGUCACUCUGUCGGGGUAGUACAGGAUCACAGUGACCGAGCCAUAGCAGUGGGAGCAACACUGGCUCAUGAGAUGGGCCACAACCUGGGCAUGAACCACGAUGACUCCAGUGGUUGUUUAUGUUCUGACGAUAGCUGCAUCAUGGCAGCAGCCCUCAGCUGGAAAACUCCUCGAAGCUUCAGUAGCUGCAGCAGCAGCAACUAUGAAAAGUACCUAACAAGCCGCAGCCCCAGCUGUCUGCUGGACAAACCAAACUACAAGAGUAUCGUGGCUCCCGCGGUCUGUGGAAACGGCUUCAAAGAGGAAGGAGAGCAGUGCGACUGUGGCUCUGUGCAGGAGUGCACCAAUCCCUGCUGCAACGCCACCACCUGCACCCUGAAAGAGGGUUCACAAUGUGCUGAAGGCGAGUGCUGUGAGAACUGUAAGAUCUUGCCUACCUCCAGACAGUGCCGUGCAAAGCAGGAUGACUGUGAUCUGGCAGAGUACUGUGAUGGGAAGAGCACGACCUGUCCAGAGGAUGUGUUUGCUGUGAAUGGGCUCCCAUGUGAUGGAGGCCAAGGGUACUGCUACAACGGCCAGUGUCCACAGAGACCUAAGCAGUGUGUCAAGAUGUAUGGAUCAGGUGCUAUUGAGGCCAGACAAGGAUGCUAUAACUACAACACCAGAGGAACCUACUAUGCCUUCUGUACACGCCCCUCAAAUGAUCAGUUCAUCCCCUGUCAGCAAGAAGAUGUUCUUUGUGGAAAGCUCUUCUGUGAAGGCGGUAAUGACAACCCAAACUACGGCCGGAUGGUCAGCAUCGGCACAUGCAAGGCAGCGUUCUUCUCAGACACCACCAGUGACCAAGGCCAGGUGGAAACGGGGACUAAAUGUGGAGAUGGAAAGGUUUGCAGUCAGAAUCAGUGUGUAGAUCUGCAGACAGCGUACAGAAACACCAACUGUUCAGCAAAAUGCCCAGGCCAUGCUGUGUGCAACCACAAAAGUGAGUGCCAGUGCGAGCCUGGGUGGAUGUCUCCCAACUGUGAUUCAAUGGACACACCUUUUAGUGGUACUGGAAAAAUUAUUCUCAUUGCAGUCAUGGUUACACUAGUGCUCCUAGGCAUCAUUGCAGCCAUCGCAGGAAUCAUCUGGAAAAAGCGUCAAAGUCCCAUCCUGCCAACUGCAGCAACUCAGAGGAAGCAGAUAGCUGUGCAGAACCCGGCUUACCACAGCAAACAGCCUCCACCCAGUUACCCUCCAUCAGGCCAACAGGCUGGCAGACUGAAGCUUAAAGGACCUCCACCUCCGCCACCUGCAGCAGGGACCAAACCCAAACCAGUCAUUCAGAUUCACAGAACUGCACCAGCUCCACCAGGGAACAAACCCACACCACCCAUUUCAAACUACGCAGCUGCACGGCAGGCUCUGAGGCCAGUUCCUCCACCAAAGGUCUGAUGUCUGCGUGGUGCCGUCUCUUAGCAGCUCUUAUUGCUCUCAGUAGGAGGCUGCUGCCACCGCUUUCUCUGUGCUGAAGCAAUAAUGACUCACAGAUUGCACGAGGAGCAGGCCAGACUCUGAUUGUUACUAGCAUGCCAUCCGCUGAGGUCUUCAUCGCUUUUUAUUUUCUAAGGCACUUUUUCAGACUGCAGGGUUAGAGAUACAGACAAUCUCUACUAGUGUUAGUAUCUCUAACAAGACAAGUGCAAGUACAGACAUCCCUGACUCUGAAUGUGACUCAAAACUCUUUGUGUCACAGUAAUUGCACAGAAUAUGAGUGUGUGUGCAUUACCUAAUGAAAAUGUUAUAACAGUUUUCAGAAUUUGUUACAGUUUCAUAUUUCAUUUGUGUUUUUAAAAUCCUUAUAAAUUUUGCUGACUUUGAUGUGACAGUCAAAAAUCUUACGCACUGUGGUGCGGGGAGUGCGAUUCUCUGUUGCACUCUACAGUGCUCUACUUUAAAGUGAAUGCACUCAGAGAACUCAAAGAAUGCACUUACCCCACCACUUGAACAUUAUAAAGCACCUUAAGUGUUUGCUUUUUUUAAAUAUUUUAAACCAUGCUUUCUCUCAUGAUACUGUAAAAGUUUGAGUUGUAUUUAUAUUUUUAUCUAAAUGUACAUAUUUAUCUACUUUGUUUACAAAAUCAGACUUCUGCAUGAGUAGAGAAAGAACAAAAGCAUGAUGCCAAAUGAGCUUCUUAUUGGUGCCUUUUUAGAAGCAGGACCACUAAACGUGUAUACAAGAUUAGGUCUCACAUGCAAGCGGUAAGACACAUAUCAGUUUGCCACACCAUUAAAACCAACGACUGUGAUGUUUUUAAAGUUGAUGUUGUAUAAUUCUUCUUAAUUCUUAUAUUGAAACAUUUUUUUACAUUUGUUUGCAUUAUGGUUGUUUCUCAAUAUUUUUUUUACUAUAAUAUUGUCCUGCUGUAUACUUUGUCCUAUGCACUUACUUUGUAAAGCGGGACCAUGCUGUACAAUGAUUAAAUAAAAUUGAUUAAGUCACUAACA